AUGCCCCUCUCAGCGAAGGACAAGGCACGGAUCUUCGGCGGAGCAGGGGGGCUUCGAGAAUCAAGUCAGUCCCAUGAGGGCGGACGCCCACCGGCCACCCCAACGCUCCGGAAGGUCCGAGUCCAAGGCAUGAUGCUGCUUAUGCUCGUCGCUCGAGCCCCAGCCGCGCAUCCCCGACAGAACGGCCGACUUGGCGCUUCUGAUUCGCUGGCGUUGUAG
Molecule: messenger RNA, 219 nt
Organism: Parascedosporium putredinis
Lineage: Eukaryota; Fungi; Ascomycota; Sordariomycetes; Microascales; Microascaceae
Source: the annotation of a GenBank genome assembly